GGAUCACUUUCUUCAUUUUAUAUGAUGGGGGAAGAGGAAGAUGGAAUGGCACCCAGACCCCCAACCAUGGAUUCGCAGUCAUUAAUGACAUCCCAAAAUACAUUUGGAGAUCCAAAUGAUGUCCCGGAUCAUAAUUUGUACCCUCCGAAUUUGAGUAAUCCGGAGUACUUCCAGCAACAACUUUCUGCAUUCCCAGAGUCUUCAGAAAAUGUUGGUUGUACAUUUUCUGAUGCUGCUGAUGAAAUGUUAUUUGACAUAAAUGAAGAUUUAGAGGGUACCACUGUUAUCCCGGAUGAUGAGGUACGGGUCGAAACACCAAGAGCCGGCAUGGAAUUUGUUAGUGAGAAUGAGCUGAUGGACUAUUAUAAGAAAUAUGCCAAGCAAGAGGGGUUUGGUGUAAGGACACAGAGGACUAAGAGAGAUGACGAAGGGAGAUCCGUGUAUGUUACUAUUGGUUGUGCCCGUGGCGGAAAAUACCAACCUAAGAACAUUAAUAUGUCGAAGCCACGUGCGACAACCAAAACGGAUUGUAAAGCAAAGAUAAAUGCAACGUUGAACAAGAACGACAAAUGGGUUAUCACUACAGUUGAAAGUGCACACAACCACAUUAUGGUCAGCCCCAAGAAGACAAGACUCUUGCGAUCUCACAGGCGUCUAGAUGAGCACAGUCAGAGGAUCCUCGACCUCAAUGAUCGAGCUGGUAUUAGAAUGAACAAGAACUAUUUAUCUCUUGUCGUUGAGGCGGGUGGUUUUGAAAAUCUAGAGUUUCAAGAGAGAGAUUGUCGGAAUUUCAUUGACAAAUCUAGACACUUAAGAUUGGGUAAAGGAGGUGGUGAUGCCCUGUAUGACUAUUUUCAAAGAAUGAGAAAGCAGAAUGACGGCUUCGUUUCUUCCAUGGAUGUUGAUGAUGAUGGAAGGUUACGGAAUGUUUUUUGGGCUGAUGCCCGGAGUCGAUCGGCCUAUGAGUACUUCGGAGACGUUGUCACCUUCGAUACGACGUACCUAACAAACCGAUACGGUAUGCCUUUCGCUCCAUUUGUUGGCGUUAACCAUCAUGGGCAUUCCAUACUACUAGGGGCGGGGUUGCUAUCGAGCGAGGACACACAGUCAUUUGUUUGGUUGUUCCGCACAUGGUUGGAUUGCAUGAAUGAUCAAGCGCCCAAAGCCAUCAUAACUGACCAAGACCGGGCAAUGAAGAACGCAAUCCAAAUUGUAUUUCCGGAGACCCGCCAUAGAUACUGUCUAUGGCAUAUAAUGCGCAAACUCCCAGAGAAGUUAGGAUCUCAUUCCCAUUUCAGCACGGGAUUGAAGACCUCGAUUCAGUCAGCAUUGUAUGAUUCUUAGACCUGCAGAGAAUUUGAGGAGAUGUGGGGUGAACUUCUUGAUAAGUAUGAUCUUAGAGGUAAUAAUUGGCUCAACUCGUUAUAUGAGAAAAGGAGUUAUUGGGUCCCCGUUUACUUGAAGGAUGUAUUUUGGGCGGGUAUGAGCACGACACAACGAUCAGAAAGCAUGAAUGCUUUCUUCGAUGGGUAUGUCCAUUCUGGUACCACUUUGAAGGAAUUCGUGGACCAAUUUGAUAAUGCUUUAAGAAAGAAGGUGGAGGUAGAGACGACGGCUGAUUUCAACUCUAGUAACCAAAUGAUCCCCUGCGUUUUCCCUUUCAAUUUUGAGAAGCAAUUUCAGAAAGUAUACACAAAUACAAAGUUUAAAGAGUUCCAAAAAGAGUUGAUGGGCCUAAUGUGUUGUAACUGCACACUGGUAACCAAGCAGGGGUGCAUUUCAACCUUCGAUAUAUUGGAUGAAAUAUCUAUUCAUGACUGCAACAAAAUUGUCCACUACACACUCUACUAUAACGAAGAGGAAUGUGAGUUAAAAUGCACGUGUGCAUUGUUUGAGAUGAGGGGAAUUUUGUGUCGACAUGCACUUAAAGUUUUGCAUCUGUCCCGAAUUAAUGUGGUACCAGAUAGAUAUGUGUUGGAUCGCUGGAGGAAGGACCAGAAGAGGACAUACACAUUGAUCAAAAGUAGUUAUGAUGAUGUGCGUGCCAGUGGAGAUUCACGGAGAUAUGAGAUGGUGGUUAAAAGAUGCAUGAAAUUAGCAACAAAAAUUUUCCCGAGUGAUGAGCGAGUCAAUGCAUUCUUGAAGGUUGUGGAUGACUUUGAUUCAAAAUGUGAUGAUGUAACCUUUGGGACGACAUCCGAAUCAACGAAGGUAGGACCGAAUGUGGACACCGCAGACAAGGGUAAGAAGAUAUUAAGCCCCAAUGUGGUCCGAGGGAAAGGAAGACCCCCAAGUAAAAGAAAGGUUCCCCCUGUGGAGAAGAUUACAAGAAAGAGAAAGGCCUGCAGGAAAAUAUUACAUGAUCAAACACAAUUGGGUGACACCGCGGCAUCUGAAUUCGUGGACCAAUCUAAUGAUGGAGUUGGUGUUGGUGUUGGGACACAAACCAGCUCAGUCACACAAUUAAAUAUAUCAGGAAAUCAGGAGGUUUUCGGAAAUUGGUUACAUGUGUAUUUGAAGAUAUUUUUUGUCCUUUAAGUUUUGACUUGUGUAAAGCUCAACUUCUUUUACAGCUCAGUUUCACUUCUUUCAGAUAUGCGGCGAUAAUUGAUUUGCUGCUUUUGUGUCGGUCAUGAUAGUUGCUGCUUUUGUGUCAGUCAUGGUAGUAGUUGAUUUAGAAGAUAUGUCGGUCAUGGUAGUUGCUGUUUUGGUGUCGGUCAUGGUAGUUUUGUAAACAAGGCUACAAAACUGGUUUUGUAAGUCCUUAAUGCCCUGGGCCGUCUAGUAUCUGAGAAUGCAAGGUUUUGAUUUCCUUUUUAUGUAUUAGAGGGUAGGGUGUACUUAUUCUUGAAAGUGCGAAAGGUGGGGAAUAUGCCUAAGCGGGUGGUUUUUGUGUGGAGAUGCAAAAGAGUGCCAAUAUGGGUUUUGUAUUUUUGUACAAUUUAAAGUAAGUUUUGUGUUGAACCGUGAAUACGAAAUACCAAGCAGGUUUUUCUGUAGAGAUGCAAUAUUUUUGUAUUUUUUUUGUGGUUAAGAGGCGGGGUUUUUUGUACCAUGCUCUGACUAGUCCUCCUGAAGGUGGUUAAUUCCGUGGUGCCAGAUACACGGAGGCAUUCAAUGUUUGCCGUGUUGAACCUUCGGUAUGGCCUCCAUUCUUUUUACUCGAAGGGCCUUCAUUUGGUUUUUACCUUACAUUACAACUGCACUUGAUUUUUGUAAACAAUGAAUUUGCUGAUGAAAUUGCUAUUUCUGAGAAUUUGUUAGUAAUGUUGAAAAUGUAACAUUAGCUGAAAAUGGUUACCUAGUUUCUGUGACCUGUGUAUCAUCAAGGUAGGGAGAUUUUUCCUGCACACUGUUAAUAAACACAUGUAACAUUUCUAGAUGGGGAAGGUUAACUACAUGGUUUUGCACUUCACAGGGAGCUUGGGAUGCUACUUAGUGCCCUCUGUCCUUGUGGAGAUUUAUUACAUGCGUAUUCACCUAAACCUUUCCAGCUUGAAGAUUGAUAUCUGUUGCAACUGGUAGUUGACCUUUGAAAGCAGCAGUGAUAGGAAACCGAGAGUCUAUUUUACACUGUACAGCAGGUGGUUAUU
This is a messenger RNA of Carya illinoinensis, 3593 nucleotides long. RefSeq names its product protein FAR1-RELATED SEQUENCE 5-like. The transcript is spliced from 4 exons. Bases 22 to 1344 code for a protein of 440 amino acids. The record is from RefSeq and is a predicted model, not a curated record. NCBI's taxonomy places the organism in Eukaryota, Viridiplantae, Streptophyta, Magnoliopsida, Fagales, Juglandaceae.